Molecule: messenger RNA, 6852 nt
Organism: Gavialis gangeticus (Gharial)
Lineage: Eukaryota; Metazoa; Chordata; Crocodylia; Gavialidae
Gene: SPECC1
Product: sperm antigen with calponin homology and coiled-coil domains 1
Exons: 8
Coding region: 3268-5607 (779 amino acids)
Biological process (GO): actin cytoskeleton organization
Cellular component (GO): microtubule organizing center; filamentous actin
Molecular function (GO): protein binding
Source: RefSeq, a predicted model, not a curated record
AAAGCCACAGCCCUAUUACUGCCCUGGCUAGCGGCUUAUUGACUUUCCCUUGUAAUUACUGUGCUUCUUGGACUUACAUUUCCAGACAGUAAUGUUCUGUGCUUCACAACAGAAUUAGAAACUUGCUUAGAAACUACAUUGUUGUUGACAGAUCGUGGCUUUACUCAGGGCGUCUCUCUUUGCAACUCCUGCUUAAAAAUGCCGGUCUUCAGCUGCAGUCACCCUGCUGUGUUCACUGCCCAAGCCCCUUUGCCAAGCCCUCUUCUUCCUCCCUACAUCUGUGCACCUGCAGGUCAAAUGAGAACCCAGCCCUCGACCGCCCAUCACGUCGUGCCUUCUCCAGAGCUAAGGGGCAGGUACUGUGCCGGGCACAGCACGCAACGCUUCAUUUCCUGGGGUGCUCUGCUUUUCUGUGCUGCAUUGACGAGGAGGGUUUGCUCAUCACGGUGCUGUUCAUAACAUGCUGCUCCAAUUCUGUCCCUGUUGUGAAGCGAUCACAUUGUGCCUCAUGCAAUCUCUGUUCAAGAAGAUGAUGGUGAUAAUACACGUGGGUGGCGAUGGAUCGGCCAGCCUGCGUGCAGUUCGUUAGCUCUGUCUUUGCAGUUACACGUUUCACUGGCAUGCCACCCGUCUCAGAUGAGUAUCUUGGCAAUUCUUUACUUUUGUCUCAUUUUAUAGACUCAUUUCUCACUGUGGCUGGCUGAAUGAGAGGCAUUUGGUUCAAGGGACUGGACUGGGUCUCUGGAGAUAUGGGUUCGUGGUAUCCUCUGACACUUCCAGUGUGUCUUGAGCAAGUCGCAUAAUCUUCCGGUACCACGACUUUGUUAAAUGGAGCGUCUUUUUCCCUAUUCCAUCAAGGAGUUGUGAGAAUAAAUUCAUUAGUGCCUGUGAGAUAAAUAGCAACGAAUGGUCUCAGCAUAAAUGAAUACCUGUUAUAGGUUUGGUUGACUUUGGGAUGAUGGUAUGGCAGGGUUCCUCAUAUCCCGACUGGCUUUAAGACGCAACUCAAGUGAGCAAGUGUUGUGGCUUUAUCUUGCUCAUGCCAAGCAUUUUCAGUUUUGGGUAUUGGUCAAGUUAUAUUUGUCACGGCUAAAAAUAUCUUGGAGAACAAAAUUCUUUUUUUCCCCCUUUUUUUCUUUUGGCUGAGGGAUAGGAAAAACUAUUGAGCUGACAGUCCGGAGCUGGUUUCUCACUGACCCCCAUAUGAAGUCAGCAGAGAUGGCAAAGGACAGUGAUGCACUUCAGUCCAGAUACACUACUUAUUUUCAAACAGGGAGUCUUUUCAGAUGGCAUUUUCUGGCCUAGUCCCUGUGCCAUUUAUUAUUUUCAGAGUCUUACUGGAAUUAGACCAAGAAGGCCAUGAUGCCCUUUCAUUUUGACACCGCCACCUUGUCGCUGACCCUUUCUGGCUCCAAAGCCAGCCCCGUAUCGAAAUCGAGGGGAGAUUUGAGUAUGGUCCCUACAUUGCAUACCUGAGUGACUUCAUUGUCUGUGCAUGCAUCACCGAAAUAACACAACUUGCCUCUCGGGAGGAGAAACAGUUCGUUUAGACGAGAAUAUCCGUUAGUCAUUUGUUAUUGUGAAUGGCAGAAAGCUGUGCCUGCUGGUGAUAGCUUGGAGCCGGAAGAGGUCAGAGCCACGUGGAAGUGGGCAAUGGAAAAGUCCUGUUACCUGUAUUCACUUAGACUGGGCUGAGCAGAUUGGAUAAUGUUUUUGAACAAUAUAUGUUUAGGGGCCUUGCGUGCACCUCUGACCAUCCAGCUGUGUCGUAUACUUGCAAAGCUCAGAAAAACGGAGCAUGAUCGCUUCCUAAAUAGAUGCUGCUGUAGCAAUUUCCAUGCUCAAAGGCUUCGAGACCUGAAUGGGGCCGUCUCUGCUUCUGGGUGCAUCCCGAGAGAGUUGGGUCCAAAACCCGGCCUCUUCCCAACGAGCUGGGACCCAAAGUCCAUAGCUGACUACUCUGCAGUAAAAACAGCCAGACGAAGGAUCUUUUUUGUGAUGAGCUCCCCUUGGUACCUCAUUGGCUUCCUGUAGGUCUGCACCGGGACAACCUGGCACCUAGAGUGAGGGUUUGAGGGUUGCAUAGUCCAGAGGCAGCCACUGCAUUUAGCCCUCAGUUGGAAACAGAUAACAUGAAACCUCCCUGGUUAUCUUUUAUGAUGCAAGAGCAGUUGCCUUAUAACUGUUGCUUACAUCCUGUGUUCGAAUUGCUGUGGAAAAACAGAUGCCUCGUCCUAAAGCUGGAUGCAGACCAGCCCCCUGGAUCUGAAUGUCCUAGGAUGCCAGUCCAGAUCAGAAUUUUGCAAGCGCUGCUGUCUCUUUAAAGGCUCGAACCGAAACCCCGGCUCUGAGCAUUCCCAAACUUCAGCAUGUUGGAAAUCCAGACAUCGAGCUGAGUGUUUUUUCCACCCCCCAUCUCAGUUUGACCCUACAUCUGCCCGAUUCAUCUCUGCAAAGACCUCUUUUGGCCUGCUUUCUCUCUCUCGGUGCACAGGAUGUGCAGUCGGCAUGGUGUUCUCAGCCUUCGACUCUCCGGGGAGCUGUGGAGUUCAACUCCUUAGCCCCCUUGCACGGUAGAUCAUGACUAAAUCCCUGUUUUAAUGUAGCCCCUUCCUCUCCCACCCUUACACAAAUUUUGGAGGCAAUGUAGUGGGUGAAGAAUAUAUUUUAGUACUGCUGGAUUGAACCAUUAGGACUUUGGGGAGCUGCAUGAGGGGUGCAGCUCCUGUAACUUCCUGCAGAAAACACCUCCUUUUGAUGCCCACCUCCCUAUUUUUUCCUGCAGUAUACAUGCUGCACAGUUCAGCUGAUCAGAUUAUGCAGACUAGACAGGCUUAUCAUGUCAUCUAUCCAGUGUACACUUGUGCUCUGAGGUCUGGAGGAAUACGUCCGGGAAAGGACCCCUUUCCUGCCUUGCUAAGAGCACUGAAGCCCUUUGCAUCUCUGAGCUUGGGUAUUAAUGAUUCCUCUUGGUACAAUGGAAAUAUAAUAUUUCUCUUCCCCUGAGCAAGCAAGUGUGCAUAUGUGUGUGCGUGUGUGUGCUGAAUGCCAAAAGCAUUGGUGAAGCCAGCUUGCUUCCGUAUGUGAAUCAUUUCUCAAGCAGCUCUCUGUGUCUCGUUGCAAUGUGGUUUUCCUCUCAGGGAAGCGCUGAAGCCCUGAAUUCUCAGUCUGGUUUGCACAUGCUGUCAGAGGCUAGCGGGAGACGGUUUUCUUUUUAAUACGAGGAGGAGACAAGCUUUCGCUAGUGACCGUUCCUCUGGAAAGACCAUGAAGAGCGCUGCCAAGCCUUGGAGUGCAGUGCCAAAGCAAGGGAGCCAUGGGAUUGACCGAGGAAAACCUCUUCCUGCUGCCUCCUCGGGCAUGAAGACCUCCAAGUCCUCCACUUCGCUCGCUUUUGAAUCUCGGCUCAGCAAGCUGAAGAGAGCCAGCAGCGAUGACAUGCUCACAAAGCCAGGGGUAACAGCAGGCUCUGGGGUCUCCAGACUGAAGAAGACCAUUACAACAGGAGCAAUUUCUGAACUGGCUGAGAACCGGCUGAAGCCCAGUACAGGAGCAGUUUCAUCAGCCAAGCGCACGGGGAUUCCAGCUCCUCGGGAGACCCCAUCCACCGUCUCCAGAGAGAGGGCAGUGUUGCGUGGACCAGCUAACGCUCGGAAAACUCAGCCCAGCCCGACUUCUAGCGGCACGCCGACGCCUACCAAACACCUGCGCCCCUCGGCCAAGUCCAAGCAAGAAAAUGAAACCGGGGAGAAGGCCAUUCUGGAAUCCCAGGUCAAGGAGCUCCUGGCAGAAGCGAAGACAAAAGACUCGGAGAUUACCAAACUCCGGAGCGAGCUGAAGAAAUGCAAGGACAAAGGCUCACCUAACUCUGAAGGGAUCAAUGCGUUAGAUCAAAACUUAGACAUGUUGCCACUGUCACCUGGUGACAUGGACCCGCUAAUACAGACUCUUCAGGAAAAAAACAGGACUUUUCAAAAAGAGCUUGCUAGCCUGGGGGAAGAAAACCGCGUUCUGAAAGAGAAGCUGCUUUAUCUGGAGAACUCCCCUCUCUCGGACACGACGGCGAGCAGCGGAGGGGACAGCAGUCUCCCCACCCCAACCACCCAGGAGUCAAGUUUUGGAAGCCCAACGAAAAACCUAGUAAGAGGUGAACCUGAUGAGGCCAGGCAUCGUGCACACGGAGGAGCUUUACGCAACUCGGGUUCUUCUAGCAGUGACGUGACUAAAGCCUCCUUGUCGCCCGAUGCAUCUGAUUUUGAACAUAUAGCAGAUAUACCUUCUAGGCCAGUGUCCUCAAACAGCAACCCCUUCAAGGGUUCCAGGUGCUCCACCUCAGGGAGUUCUCCAAAUAACAUCAGCGACCUUUCCGUGGCUUCGCUGACUGAGAGGAUACAAAAAAUGGAGGAGAACCAUCACAGCACCGCAGAGGAGCUGCAAGCCACUUUGCAAGAACUGUCCGACCAGCAGCAAAUGGUGCAGGAGCUGACGGCAGAAAACGAGAAGCUGGUGGAAGAGAAGGCUCUCCUGGAGAACUCCUUCCAUCAGCACAGAGAGAGAACAGAGCAGCUGAGUCAAGAAAACGAAAAGCUCAUGUCGCUCCUCCAAGAGCGAACCAAGAGCGAAGAAACCAAAGUGCAGGAGGGGAAGGUCCUGGAGCUGGAGCAGAAAUGCACAGAACUGCUCGAGAAAGCACAGUUUGAACGAGAGAAGCUGCUGAACAUCCAGCAGCAGUUAACCGGUAGCUUACGGAGCUUAGAAAGAGAACACCAAGAUGCCCAGGAGGUGAUCAAGGGCCUGGGAGAGGAAAACGAGAAGCUCGGUAGGCUUCUAGAAACAGAACGGCAGAGCAAUAGCAUGGUGACAAAGACUCUGGAGGACUGUAAAAUCGCCUUAGAAGGCCUGAAGAUUGAGAAUGGGUCCCUCAAAACUCAGCUAGAGAGUGAGAAACAGAAGGCUGCAGAGAUGAGUGCGGUAGGAUGUACUACUGACAACUCUGAGGUGCAGGAGAUGUUGAAAGUGGCCCAUGCAGAGAAGGAUCAGUUGGAGCUGGCUUGCACUGAGCUCAAGCAAGAGCUGUUGAAGGCAAGCAGCGAGGUGAAACAGGCCCAGGGGCUGCUGGCCAAGGUGGAGACAGAGUACAGUCAGCUGAAGGAGCUGUGUGACCGGCAGGCCGAGCAGCUCACCAGAACCAGCCAGAAGCUGCAAGAGAAAACAUUGGAGUACGAGGCCGAGAUCAAGAACCUGAAGGAGACCAUCUUUGAUUUGGAAGACCAGGUGGAGCAGCACCGUGCCAUCAAGCUACACAACAACCAGCUCAUCAAGGACCUGGAGAGUAAAGUGAUGAAACUGGAAGAGCAAAAGCAGGAUCAGGAGAAGCAGCUGAAGGCUCUGACCAAACAGAUGAAGGAGGAUACAGAGGAGUGGAGGCGUUUUCAAGCCGAUCUGCAGACUGCAGUGGUGGUGGCCAAUGACAUCAAGUGCGAGGCCCAGCAGGAGCUGCGUGUGGUGAAGAGGAAGCUCCAGGAGGAAGAGGAGAAGAGUGCCAGGCUGCAGAACGAGCUGGACGAUGCGAAGGGCAGCAGCAGGUGCCUGAUCUCUGCCAGUUAGCACAGCCCUGGCAUGCUGCAAAGCCAGGCCUGGGGACUCAGACAGUAUCUUCAACCCAAAAAAAGGAAGUUUCAGCUGGAGAAAGCACCUCAGAUUAUCAUUGCCCUGCAAAAGUCCAGUGCAUCCCAAAGUGUGAAUGCUGUUCAGACCCACCUUCUCCCCUGCGCAGGAGCUUGAUCCUUUGCUUUCAACAGGCUUCUGUCUCCUGAGGAUGGUUUGAGGUGGAAACCCUUUUGAACCUAUUUUAAAACAAUGACAAAGGUAUCUUAGAAGCCCAAGCCUUGGGACUGAACUGCCUGUUGACUCUGGGGGAUGGCGGUUUCUCUCAGGUGGAAAUCUGAGCUUACCUUUUUUUUUUAAGUUAAAAAAAGAAAAGUGUUUCUGUGUGUGUGUCUCAUCUGUAAUAUUUUGUGCACGCACAUGUUAUGUACUCGAUAUAUAACAUGGUUUACAUAUAUUUUCUAAUGGCUCUAGGGUUUUGCAGGUGGGUAUGACAAAGAAGUGCAGAUCACCCAUGGAGACUAGGUUACUUGCCUCCCAGAUAAAAAGCCACGCAGGGAGGUGCAGUGUUUGUUUGGUUGCCUGGGUGUUUCGGAGGCUUUGGAGGCAGCGGUGACAACGGACUUGCCACUAGGUGGUAGCAUCUGACUCAAAGUACAUUUGAGGUUUGGGCAUUUCUCGCUGUGGACUUCGACUCAGAAGAAAGCAUCCAUGAGGUCAAGACAAGCUGUUUCUCCUGCCUAUGUGGAUGGCAGACAGACCGAUCAGGAGGAAAAGCAAGAAAUGCAUCAAGCCCUCAGGACAAGAAUAACCCUCCCCUGAAAGAACCUCAUUCUCAUCCCCUUAACUCAGGUGAUGUAUACAGUCAGGGAAGAUUAGCCAUUGCAGUACCUGAGAGGUGAAGAUACCAGGAGAGCUUUACUAGACACCAAGGAGGAACAGAGAAGUCACCUUCUUUGUCAUGAGACGGUUGGGAUUCAUUCCCUCGUGGGACCGGGAUCCCAUGAUUUGGGCCUGCGGUGCCCACUCCUCCUUCAGGACGAGAAGACGUAGCGGGAGCCUGGCCUCAGGGCAAGAUAUUGUAGGGAAGCGCUAAGCACCAGCGUGACUUUGGCAUGAUCUCUGUGCCACGUUACAUGCGUGUAUGUGCACUCGUGCUGCCUCUCUACCAUCUGUGCUGGCAAUUGUUGAAUGUUUUUAUAUGUUGAAAAGUGCAUUGAAGUGCAAAAUAAAUACGUAACUGUG